Nematolebias whitei (Rio pearlfish) is the source of this 1844-nucleotide messenger RNA. It is a transcript of the gene tpp1, whose product is annotated as tripeptidyl peptidase I. The coding region runs from base 21 to 1703 and encodes 560 amino acids. The transcript is spliced from 13 exons. The record is from RefSeq and is a predicted model, not a curated record. NCBI's taxonomy places the organism in Eukaryota, Metazoa, Chordata, Actinopteri, Cyprinodontiformes, Rivulidae. Gene Ontology annotation, molecular function: tripeptidyl-peptidase activity; serine-type endopeptidase activity. Gene Ontology annotation, biological process: proteolysis; central nervous system development.
GUAGGACAGUAGAGGACACCAUGAACACACCAUUUCCCUUCUACAUCCUCUUGUUGUUCGUCUCUUUGGUCUGGAGUGGAUACCUUGAAUAUGACCAAGAUGUCUUGAUACCAGAGGAAUGGAUCCAUGCUGGAAGAGUUGGUGCUUCAGAGGAGCUGGAGCUGACGUUUGCCUUAAAGCAGCAGAACCUUCACCUGCUGGAGGAAACACUCAACCGGGUUUCAGACCCGGACUCGCCUCAGUAUGGUAAACAUCUCAGCCUGGAGGAAGUGGCUUCGCUUGUUCGUCCAUCUGAACUCACCCAGAAAGUGGUGCACAGCUGGCUGCAGAGUCAUGGGAUUUCACAGUGUCUCACUGUUCGCACUCAGGACUUUUUACAGUGCACCGUGGCUGCAGAUGUUGCAGAAAAGCUUCUUCCAGGAAGUAGAUUCCAUCGCUACGUCAGGGACGGCCAGUCUAUAGUCCGAUCCUCUGCUCCGUAUUCGGUUCAUGAUGAUGUUCACCAACACCUUGAUUUUGUCGGAGGGCUUCACCGCCUUCCACCUAAAGGGAAAGACGCCCGCAGGAAGCAGCCAGAGUCAACGGCGUGGGUGCACCUCGGAGUGACUCCUUCCGUCUUGAGAGCUCGCUACAAUCUGACAGCAGCUGAUGUGGGAUCAGCUCAGAAGAACAACAGCCAGGCUGUAGCUCAAUUUUUGGAGCAGUACUUCCACCCCGCCGACUUGGCCGAGUUCAUGUACAUAUAUGGUAGCUCCUUCAAGCAUCUGUCUCAGGUGGAUCGAGUUGUAGGUACCCAGGGAGGAGGAAAAGCUGGUCUGGAGGCCAGUCUGGAUGUGGAGUACAUCAUGAGCACAGGGGCCAACAUCUCCACAUGGGUCUUCACUAAUCCAGGUCGUCACGAGUCCCAGGAGCCCUUCCUCCAGUGGAUGGUCUUACUCAGCAACAUGUCUGCCCUGCCCUGGGUUCACACUAUCAGCUACGGAGACGACGAGGACAGUCUGUCCGCUGCCUACAUGAUGCGCAUUAAUACAGAGUUUAUGAAAGCUGGAGUGAGGGGGAUUUCUCUGCUCUUCGCCUCCGGUGACAGCGGCGCUGGAUGCAGGCAUUUAAAUCCAACGCAGAACGUCUUCAGGCCCAGUUUUCCUGCCUCCAGCCCUUAUGUGACUACAGUUGGAGGAACUUCGUUCAAGAACCCGUUUAAAGUCACGUAUGAAGUCACAGAUUACAUCAGCGGAGGUGGUUUCAGCAAUGUCUUCAAGAUGCCCGACUACCAGGUCGGCUCAGUUCAGGGAUACCUGAAAGCUGCAGCAGCAACGCUCCCUCCCGUGUCGUACUUUAAUGCCAGCGGACGGGCCUACCCAGACAUGGCUGCUCUGUCGGACAAUUACUGGGUGGUCAACAACAGAAUUCCCAUCCCCUGGGUGUCGGGAACCUCGGCAUCGACUCCUGUGUUUGGAGGCAUUCUUUCCCUCAUCAAUGAUCAGCGCUUGUUGAAGGGUCAGCCUCCGCUGGGCUUCUUCAACCCUCGCCUCUACAAGCUCAAACAACAGGGGCUGUUUGAUGUGACUGAAGGUUGCCACCUGGGCUGUCUGGACGAGCAGGUUCAGGGAAAGGGCUUCUGUGCAGCACCGUCCUGGGACCCCGUUACAGGCUGGGGGACGCCGAACUACCCUGCACUGCUGGCUGCACUCAUAACGGACUAAACGGAACAAGUUAAAAAAACAAACUGACGUCUGCUCCGAGAGCAAAUCAAACUCCUGAUCAGGUUUCUGACGCUGAAAGGCAGAACAGUGGAAUUAUUAAACUACCGGUAAUUGCUGCUGUUUUAUUCUGAAACGCACGCA